Messenger RNA from Cutaneotrichosporon oleaginosum, 1171 nucleotides. RefSeq lists its product as uncharacterized. Gene Ontology annotation, biological process: lipid homeostasis; nuclear envelope organization. Gene Ontology annotation, cellular component: nuclear envelope; nuclear membrane. The record is from RefSeq and is a predicted model, not a curated record. NCBI's taxonomy places the organism in Eukaryota, Fungi, Basidiomycota, Tremellomycetes, Trichosporonales, Trichosporonaceae.
CAUCACCAACCCAUCGCGACUAUGUUCAAGCGGGACACCUCUGGUCCUAUGGAAGUCGACUCGGUACACCCUCUGGGGCGUGCAGCCGAGUAUGCGCUUGACGACGACGGGCCUGCGAGAAAACGUCCGCAUAGCGAGCUGGGAAGUGGGGGGUUUGCGCCGCCAUCGCGCAUCGCGCCGUACAGCUUUGGGCCCAACACACCUUUCCUGUUCCAUGCGCCGCCCCCGCCACCUACUCGCCCAUGGGAGCCGUACGACCCAAACAAGUGGGCACGCACAGACUUUGGGCUCGGCACAACGGUCGCGCCAGUGAACGACGUGGACAUGGACGCGAGCGAGCAGCCAGGGUCGCCAGGCAAGCCGAAGGAGAAAAAGAGCAACGAGAAGGCUGCGUCGGUGGCGAGCGUUGACGACCCCGCAUCGCCUGAACGCAAGAUUGCGACGGGGGCGAUUACGCGAGUGCGCCGGCGGCGCAGGAACUUCGCGCAGGAGGGGCGGAGCGAGAACACGUACAACCUUCACAUGGCGCAGGGUACGCGGCACUCUGAGAUACCCUCUAUUCUCCUCGGUUACGUUCAGUUCGUGUUCAACGGAUCGCUCGUGCUGGGCUUCCUGUACGUCGUGACGAGCUUCGUCAUGGCUGUCCAGCGCGACGUCAAGGAGCGUAUUGAAGAAUACUCGAUCGAAUAUCUCCAGGAAAUCUCCGAGUGCUCGAGGUCGUACCUCACCAACCGGUGUGAAGCAGGGACGCGCGUGCCAGCGAUGGAGGCGGCAUGUCAGGGCUGGGAGCUGUGCAUGAACCGCGACCCGAAGGUGGUGGGGCGGGCGCGUGUCGGCGCCGAAACGUUCGCGGGCAUCAUCAACAGCUUCUUCGAGACGAUCAGCUGGAAGACCAUGGUAUUCACCGUGGUCUCCCUCACCCUGUUCAUCACGCUCAUCAACUCGGCCCUGUUCAACCUGCGAGCCAAGCAGCGCGAACCCGCGUAUGCCCCAUACCCAUAUCCGCCCCCCGCGCCGUGGAUGCACGGCUACGCAGGCGCCCCAGGGAUGUUGCCGCCACUAGACGAGAAGUUGAAGAAGGAGAAGGAGGGUGUCGCCGGCAAGGCGAUCGCAUGGUUCACCAAAUAGAUCCACUGUCACCAGCAUGCAUUCACACACUGUUAUUGUCCUC